This is a messenger RNA of Schizosaccharomyces japonicus yFS275, 570 nucleotides long. Its product is annotated as 40S ribosomal protein S12. The transcript has a single exon. The record is from RefSeq and is a predicted model, not a curated record. Bases 89 to 529 code for a protein of 146 amino acids. Gene Ontology annotation, biological process: translation; maturation of SSU-rRNA; maintenance of translational fidelity. Gene Ontology annotation, cellular component: cytosolic small ribosomal subunit; ribosome; cytoplasm. Gene Ontology annotation, molecular function: structural constituent of ribosome. Lineage: Eukaryota; Fungi; Ascomycota; Schizosaccharomycetes; Schizosaccharomycetales; Schizosaccharomycetaceae.
UUUCACUAUAUCAACGGAAACGGACGCUACCAAACCUGCCAGGAGCAUAUCAUCGAGGACGUCUCUACCCCAAAACAAGAAUAUCAAAAUGUCUACAGAAGGAGAUAAUGUGCCCCAAGUCGACGAGGUCGUCGCUGUCGAGGAGGAAACCGUUGCCACCACCAACGAGAUUUCCGUUGAGGACGCUUUGAAGGAAGUUUUGAAGCGUGCUCUCGUUCACGACGGUCUUGCCCGCGGUAUCCGUGAGGCUUCCAAGGCCCUCGACCGCCGCCAAGCCCAUCUCUGCGUCUUGUGCGAGUCUUGCGACCAAGAGGCUUACGUUAAGCUCGUCGAGGCUCUUUGCGCUGAGUCCCAAACUCCCUUGAUCAAGGUCUCUGACCCCAAGACUUUGGGUGAGUGGGCUGGUCUCUGUGUCCUUGACCGUGACGGUAACGCCCGUAAGGUUGUCGGCUGCUCCUGCGUCGCCGUCACCGACUACGGUGAGGAUUCCGCUGCUCUCCAAACCUUGUUGUCCAGCUUCUCUGCUUAGAUAGACUGAGCGAUGCAACAAUACAUUGGUAGUAGCCUAUA